CCGCCGAAAGGAUAUUAUUUAGCUAAGGAUGCGAUUUAGUAGUUUAUAUUUAGGUUUUAUCUAAACGUAAACAUUUUUGUUAUUUUAACACCUUUGCGGGGUCAUUUUAUAUCAACUAAAUAGCUUCCGAUACGGAGAAAAGGUUCCUGCGUCAAAAGAAACACGUGUUGAUUGGUGGAUUGGUGUCAUAAGUAAUAGUUUUGGCUCCGUUCUAUGCAUUCUUAGAGACCGUACCACACCGUCAAAGAAAUAAGUCAUACUAUGGAAGUUUCCUGUGGAGUUAAACCGCAAGCAUCAGAGGAAGUGGUGGCUACAGAGGCAGCAGUCGAAAGCAAGGAUGUUGAAAAUUCCGAGAAAAUAGAAAAUCCGGAGGAGUUGAAGGACGCGGAAUUUGAAUAUCUACAGCGCAACGAAUUCACCUCUGAAAUAUAUAAAAUUGAAGUUCGUAAUUUAGGAUACUUUGGAAUCGGUGAAUUUAAGAAGCUGUUGAAGAAUAAACUUAAGCUGGAUAUGAGCAAGAUAAAGUCACCUCUGCGCAAAGAAUUUGCAUUUGUUUGCUUCCGAAGUCAGGCGGAUCAAGAGAAGGCAUUGACGCUUUUGAAUGGAUACAAAUGGAAGGGGAAAGUUUUGCAAGCUCAAAUUGCAAAGGCUUCUGCAGAUCCAUUGCAGCGAAAACGUAAAGAAGCUGAAAAUACCAGAGAUUCCGAUGCCAAUAAACGACACAAGACUUCAGCGGAAGCAACAUGCCCACUGGCCUCCAUGUCCUAUGACAAGCAACUGGAACAAAAGGAAGCCGAUAUGAAAGAACUUACGAGGAAGUUUUUAAACGAAUUGAAAAAAACUAACCGGGAAUCCAAGGCUCAUUUGGAAGAUUUUAAAUAUGAAGGGGUACUCGCAUCACCACAAGUGGAUGGGUACAGAAACAAAAAUGAAUUCACUGUAGGGAAAAAUUCUGAUGGCGAGAUUGUUGUAGGUUUCCGUCUGGGUAGUUAUGCAGAUGGCUCCGUAGAAGUCGCCGAAGUUCAGUCUUUGCCGCAUAUACCCGAAGCUGCCAAGUGGGGAGCGAGCUCAUUUCAAAAUUUUGUCAGAAAAUCUAAAUUUCAACCAUUUAACCCCGAAGCUAAUUCAGGCCAUUUCAGGCAACUAAUGGUUCGCGUAUCCUCUUCCCACGCAAAAGAGAUAAUGUUGGUUGCCGGCAUUUAUUCAUCAAAUCUGAGCGCCGAGCAAUUGGAAGAAGUCAAACAAGACCUUAAACAAUACUACAGUGAGUUGGAAGAGUCUGGAUUUAAGUGCACUUCCUUGUACUAUCAAGAUGUAAAGCACAGAGAAGCUGGACAAAUGGUAUCGCCGGUGGAACAUCUGGCUGGCACCACGCAUAUACAAGACACAAUUCAUGGUCUAAAUUUCAGAAUAAGUCCUUUGGCAUUCUUCCAAAUUAACACUGCCGGUGCCAAUGUUUUAUAUCAAAAAGCCAUUGAUUUAGCCAACCCUCAACCCCAUUCGUAUGUACUUGACAUUUGCUGUGGAACUGGCACGAUUGCAUUGUCAUUUGCCAAACAUUGCAAACAGGUGUUGGGCGUAGAGAUCAUUCCCGAUGCAAUUAAAGAUGCUGAGUUCAAUGCUGAGAAUAACAAUGUGCAAAACUGCAAAUUCUUUGCUGGAAACGCUGACGACUAUAUUCAGUCGAUGGUGCGGGAAGUAACUUAUGGCAACCCUCCGGGAACGCCUCUAGAUGUGAUAGCUGUUGUAGAUCCUCCCAGAGCAGGACUGCAUAACAGAUCAAUUGCCGCCAUACGGGCUGCUUCAGCUAUCACACGGUUGGUUUACAUCAGCUGUAACCCCCAAAGAGCGCAACGAAAUUGGAUAGAACUAGGGCGACCUGAAUCGAAACAAUACAAAGGUGAUCCAUUCUUCCCCAUUACUGCCGUUGCAGUGGAUAUGUUUCCUCAUACGGCACACACGGAGAUGGUCAUACUAUUUGAACGAAGAAGCAGUGAGAAAAGUGAUAAGCCCGUGUCAUCAAAGCCUUCAGAAGAAAAAACAUUGGAAACCGUGCAAGAAAAAACAGAAAAUGAUUCUAAAGAAUAAAUACAUACUGUGGCCUCUUACAUAAAA
This is a messenger RNA of Stomoxys calcitrans (stable fly), 2115 nucleotides long. Its product is annotated as tRNA (uracil-5-)-methyltransferase homolog A. NCBI's taxonomy places the organism in Eukaryota, Metazoa, Arthropoda, Insecta, Diptera, Muscidae. The transcript has 5 exons. Gene Ontology annotation, biological process: RNA processing. Gene Ontology annotation, molecular function: RNA binding; RNA methyltransferase activity. The coding region runs from base 262 to 2088 and encodes 608 amino acids. The record is from RefSeq and is a predicted model, not a curated record.